CAUUCAAGAAUCGAAAAUCGAAAAUCCUGUUGGCUAGUUUUGUUUGGAUGGUUUAGUUAGCAACCAAUAAUUUUAUGGUUAAGAAAUUCAGUAUUAAUGUAUGUUCAUUCAGUUAGAUAUCUAGCUGCAAUCAAACAAAUGCCAUAUAUCUGACGAUUUCAAACACAUAAUGGCUGAAGGUGGUAUCGAGACCCCCGUUGCCCCGGAAUGGCUCGUGAAACUAGAAAGUAGAAGAGAGCAAAUAAAAGCCAAGCUCGGCCAUGAAAGUGGGAAUGGAGCGCCCUGUGUUAUUUGUGGCAUCAAAUGUCCCGGUUUGGAUUUGCAUUUUUGGCGAAAGGUUUGCCGCAACUGCAAAUGCCGCAAAGAGCAACACGAUUGCAAAGAUGAUGAUGUCACCGGAUGGGCUCAAUUUGAAAUCCUCGGAGCAAUCCGUUCGAAGCCGGCAUACAUCAAAAUAUCUGAGCUCACAGACAAACCCGUGGAAUUAGAUUGGAUUCCACCAAACGUGACUCCAGAGCUGGCUUCGGACUAUAUGUCCAAGCUGGGACAGCAAAACAUUCCAUUCGCUGGUAGCGAAGCAGCUGAAAAGCGUAAACAACAACUAGAGUACCAAGUUCCCCCGCACGAUCUGGACGCCAGUUUAUGUCACAACUUGUCCGAAAAUGAGGUUGCCCAACUAGUGCAAUAUGUUGAGAAGAUUAAGAAAAAUUGUGUAGGACAGGGCAACGUUGUAAGGAUCGGUGAUAAUAUCAACUACUUAGUGCCUGCAAGUAAGCACCAAUUUGCUGUACCAAUUAUCGAAACAAGACAAAAAGAUAAACUCAUAACACAAAUGUUGCACUCGGAACCGAUAAGAACUGUGCUUUCCGGAAGAUCUAUUGUGCCCAGUAAUAGUAUAUGUCUUCAGAAAGACUCAAUGGAAGCAGAUUUCAACGCCAGUCCGCACUUGUCCGACAAGAUGAAGUAUAAGUUGAAACUAAUGAAGCUUAAUUCGGAAGCAAUCAGAACUGCCGUGGACAAUGGACCAGAAGUUGACCAGAUUCUUAAAGCUUUGAAAGCUCAAAGGAUACCUUUCCAAGAAAAUUGCAACAUCCUUGGACCAUUAGAUCGAUUUAGGCAAGAGUACUUAACAAAUCCUAAAUUUCAAACCGAGAUUGAUAAGUACCUUGCUGUUCCAAUUUCAACGAAACCACAGCCAACGGAAAGUAAAUUCAACUCGCCACUACCUCUGAGGCAUUUUGCACGAAACGAUCUAUUGCAACAGCAGGAAACUCCGGCAAGAAAAUUAAAGUUUGACAAAAAUCAGCAUCCACCGUUUUCUAACGCAUGUUUAGCAGCUAUCAAAAACGAUCAAGUGUUAGCCAAUAUUCUCAAUUCGGAACCACUUAGAACCGGUCUGCACGCUCCAGUGUAUGGAUCAGCAUUAGUUAUCUCUCGUGAACCUAUGUUUCCGGAUUUUAUUAGCAGUCCUUUUCUGUCACCGGCUACAAAAGCUCAACUUGAGAGAAUAAAAAUCAAUACCCAAGUCAUCCAGAGCGCAGUCUUACAUGGCCCGUUCUAUGAUGAAAUUCUCUCAAAAUUGGACAGCUAUGGUAUCAACUACGCACAAGAUAAUUUUUUGCAGCCGAUCGAUGAGUUCCGUAAUGAGUUUCUUAGCUACGAUAGUGACAACGAUUUCCAGAAGGAAAUAGUAGAUUUCGUUAAAAAUUCCAAUCUCUCUUCGUUUGCUGUAAGUGCAGCGCAAAUUCCAGAAAUAGCAGAAGCUAGGAAAACAGCUCAAAACACAAACCAGUUACUUUCUGCAAUACUCUCAACUCCGAGCUUACAAAAUGCACUUAGAUCUGGGCAGCAAAUGGACAUUCCACUUCAAAUCGCUAACGUACCUAUGAGUAGCCAAUUAUUAAACAUUCAAAAAAUGUCAACUCCCGUCCUGGAAAAGCUAAGCAACAUGAAAAUUGAUCAGCAAGCUCUUGAAAGCGCCGUCGUCUGUGGUCCAUUGUAUGACAAAUUGUUCCAUAAAUUAGACAAAAAUGGUGUCAACUACGCUAGCGAACCGCUGCUAGGCCCAAUCGCACAAUUUCGCAGUGAAUAUCUAAACGACGAUAAUUUUAGAAAAGAACUUAUAAGGUACGUCACUCAUCCUGAGCCGUGUCUUUUUGAAACAGCCACCAUUGAAGAAAUAGUACCAGAUGAACAUCAUGUUGCAAAACAGUUAUCUGGUAUGCACAUAUCUCAUAGUGAUGAUUCCGGAUUUGGGUCCGUCCCUCCAACGCCAAACUACUCUACUUACCCAGGAGUACUCAGUCCCUCAGAUAAUUUUGAACUUCAAGCCAGAGAUGGCGUUCUUCUGUCUGUACAAGAAAUGAACAUGUAUCCUGAAGUGCGUCCAGAUCAAAUAGAACGUCAGGUAAUCCAAAACGAUGGUAAUACCGAUCAAGCUACGUCCUCUCACAAUCUGCCGCAACAAUCUCCAGAAUUCAUCACAUGUAGUGCGUGUCAGCAAACUAUUUUGUUUGGUGAAGUAGUCGUAAAAGCCGAACGGGCCGGGAAAAGUGCAGCUUGGCAUCCUCAGUGCUUCAAAUGUCACAAAUGUGACGAAUUGCUAGCCGAUUUGGUAUACUUUUUCCACGGUGGCCAGGUAUACUGCGCACGAGAUCUAGCAAAUAUUUUGAAAAUUCCACGUUGUUCCGCAUGCGAUGAGCUGAUCUUCACCAAGGAAUAUACUGCUGCUGAAGGGGCUACAUUUCACAUCAAACACUUCUGUUGCUAUCAUUGUGAUGCUCCUCUCGCUGGUCAACAGUAUGUUCCCGAUGAAAAAUCUAAUAUGCCGCUGUGCUUGAACUGCUAUGAUACAUUUUUCGCCAAAGCGUGCCACUACUGCCAUGAUACGAUCGGUCCAGCCGAACAAGGCGUUGCGUGGGGUAAUAUUCAUUGGCAUGGAUCAUGUUUUCUUUGCAGUGGAGUAGGAUGCGGCAAAUCACUCAUCGGUGGUCGGUUCUGUGUGAAAAAUGAUAUGCCUUUUUGCAGUCCACAGUGCUUAAGGAGCGUGAUAUCUUAAACAACAAUGAUUCGCUAUCUUUUAUUAAAUAUUAAGACCAUGAUAAAAUGUACGUGCUAUUUUGAGCAUAAUAGGCAGUGAUAAUCUACUUUUAAAAGUGUCCGCAUUUCCAGUCUUUACGGUACCUUUGAUUUGCUGUAAUAUUAAUUUACAUCGAUUUGAGGGAAAUUUCAGGACGGAACUACUAAUAAUGCUGACUUUGUGUACCUCCAUCAGGUUUCCAACUACCGCCCAGACAAAAUAUAUGGUCGGUGUGAAGUCAGAUCGGACUACGUGACAUUUUUUUGAUUUCAAGUAAAAUCAAUUUAAAGUUGGCUGUGUAGCAUUGAUUGUUAUGUAAUUAGACAACCCUUUUGGCUGUUUUCCCUCAACAUUUACCAAAUCUGACAAAAAGUUAGAUGUAGCAGAGGAAAUUAAAGAUUCAAUUCUAUCAUUAUCUCAUAUUAUUUUUAAUUUUGCUACUUAGUCCCUUCUGACUUAACGCCGACCGUAUAGGCUUACUGGAUGUAAUCUCCGUCUAUGCUCCUAUUGUUGACCUAAUGCUAAAACAGAAUGCAUCGCAAAAUUUCGUUAGCAUAUAAUAAUCAAUCCUGAGUUCAAUGGAUAGGAACAUAAACAAAAAUUAUAUCCCGUUGCCCUGCCUCCCGUGUUUUCUCUUGGUAGUUAACAAUUGUAGUAUACAAAUGAGUAACUCAUUUAUUUGAAGUAACGAUGUACAAGCAUGUUCAAGAUGAAAAUAUUUUCAAAAUAUAUGCCACGCGCACAUUUAACGGGCUUAGUAGCUUUAUUAUUAAGAUAUGAUGACAUAAAUGGUAUCAAGUAUUAGAUGAUUACACACGAGAUUACACACUGGCCACAGACAAACACGUAACUCUUCAUUCUUAAUAAUUGUACACGCAUUGAACUGCCCAUAAAAGCACGUCCAAUUGAAACAUGUUUAGUUCGCGAAUUACCUACCACCAGUGCACAGUGGGGAAGAAGCGAACCAAUACAACGCCACUGUAUAGGCACAAACGAAGUGACAGACGACUAACUGGCGAAGAAAUGCGUUAAAGUAAUUGGC
Ochlerotatus camptorhynchus is the source of this 4121-nucleotide messenger RNA. It is a transcript of the gene Tes, whose product is annotated as Testin. Lineage: Eukaryota; Metazoa; Arthropoda; Insecta; Diptera; Culicidae. The record is from RefSeq and is a predicted model, not a curated record. The transcript is spliced from 3 exons. Gene Ontology annotation, molecular function: zinc ion binding. Bases 170 to 3058 code for a protein of 962 amino acids.